UGACAAGGCUCGAUAACAUCGUGAUGAAAACGAAAGAUGCAAUGCGUUAGUGGAAGCAAGUAGAUAUUGGAGCAGAAUCAAAGACAAUAAUUCGUCCGAAAAACGUGGUUGUUUCCGUCGUCUUCUUCGGAGUUUCAGAUUAUUCUCUCUCCGACUGUCUGUAGCCGAAUAUCAUGCGGUCAUUGUGCUCACGGGCAUAUUUGAUUUGUAUGCGUGUCUGUAUUUACCCGUGUUAUUGCUCAGGUCGCGGUUCGCAGAUUCAGUGGAAGAGGCCUUCGAUUGUCUUCUCAUCGAGAUAAAGUUAGGUAGUUUUUUGGCCACUCUCUCUUUCUACUAAUUGCUGCGUGUGUUCGGAUAUACGUUCGUUUACCAAGCGCUUCGUUCUGCAUCUGGAGAGCUGUGUUUUAUCUGAGAAGAGAAGCAUUUUCAAAAUUUCUGCCUCCUGUUACCCUUCUCCCACUUUGCCUUUUGUGGCUAGAGUUUCGUGAUGCUGAAGUUGGUGGUUCAAGGCUUUGCUGUUGCUCUUUUCCUUCAUGCCCUCCUUGGGGUGGUAUUUGCUGCGGACUUCAAUCGGCUGAACAUAUGGCCAAUGCCCCAGUCAGUGAGCCAUGGGGAUCAAAUUCUUUAUCUGAGUAAAACCUUUGAGCUAAGGACUGAAGGAAGCAAAUAUCUCGAUCCUUCUGGGAUAUUGAAGGAUGGAUUCUCUCGAUUACUCAAUAUUCUUCAAGCUGCUCAUGUUAUUGAUGGUAACCUUCCCAAUUUUCAGCAGUCUGUCCUGCUUCAGGGAAUUAACGUGGUCAUUUCUUCACCAAAUGAUAUGUUACAGUAUGGAAUUGAUGAAUCUUACAAGUUAUCUGUUCCUGCAAAUGGAAAACCAGUUUAUGCUCAUCUGGAGGCACAAACAGUUUAUGGAGCUCUACAUGGGCUGCAGACAUUCAGCCAACUUUGCCAUUUUAACUCUACCACCAGAGUGCUUGAACUUCAUCAGGUCCCUUGGAAUAUUAUUGAUCAGCCAAGGUUCUCUUAUCGUGGGCUUUUAAUUGAUACCUCUCGACACUAUCAACCACUUCCGAUGAUAAAGAAAGUUAUUGAUUCAAUGGUUUACUCCAAAUUGAAUGUGCUACAUUGGCACAUAGUAGAUUCCCAAUCUUUUCCUUUGGAGAUACCUUCGUAUCCCAAGCUAUGGAAUGGAGCUUAUUCUAUCUCAGAGAGAUAUACAAUGGCUGAUGCUGCUGAGAUUGUGAGUUAUGCUCAGAGACGAGGGAUCAAUGUAUUGGCUGAGAUUGAUGUUCCUGGACAUGCUCUCUCCUGGGGAACUGGUUACCCAGCCCUAUGGCCGUCAAAGGAUUGUCAGCAGCCACUUGACGUCAGCAAUGAAUUUACAUUCAAAGUAAUAGAUGGUAUUCUUUCAGAUUUCAGUAAGAUCUUCAAAUUUAAAUUUAUUCACUUGGGAGGUGAUGAAGUUGACACAAGUUGCUGGGGUUUAACUCCUCAUGUCAGGAGCUGGUUGAAGAAGCACGGUUUGAAUGAAUCUGAAGCUUAUCAAUACUUUGUUCUGCGGGCUCAGAAAAUAGCAAUAUCGCAUGGAUAUGAUAUUAUCAACUGGGAAGAGACCUUCAACAACUUUGGGAAUAAAUUAAGCCAAAGGACUGUGGUGCACAACUGGCUCGGGGCUGGUGUUGCCAAGCGAGUGGUUGCAGCUGGGUUAAGAUGUAUUGUGAGCAAUCAAGAUAAGUGGUAUUUAGACCACUUGGACACCAUGUGGCCAGAAUUCUAUAUGAAUGAACCACUCGCAAAUAUCACAGACCUCAAGCAACAAAAAUUGGUUAUUGGGGGCGAGGUAUGCAUGUGGGGUGAACAUAUUGAUGGAUCUGACAUUGAACAAACGAUAUGGCCGCGUGCUGCAGCAGCUGCAGAGAGGCUUUGGACACCCUACGAUAAACUAGCCAAGGACCCAAGGAAGGUGACUGGAAGGUUAGCACACUUCAGGUGCUUGCUGAACCAGAGAGGAGUAGCCGCUGCCCCAUUGGCUGGACCUGGUCGAGUUGCACCUAAAGAACCAGGUUCCUGCUUUACGCAAUAACCGUUGACUCAAAAAGAUGCAGAAAAUAAUAAGCUCCUGAAUCGAAAACUCAGGAAGAUCUCAUGAUUUUAUUAGCUGUGUGAGCCAUGUAAUUUAAGCUGUACUAUAUCAGCCAUGUAAUCUGUUCAUCUUGAUCUCAACCUCAACCAGCAGUGGCUUUGCUUAGCUUAGCCCCCUACUUUCAUGAGCUCUGAAUUACUUUGGUUCAGUUCAUA
Molecule: messenger RNA, 2298 nt
Organism: Diospyros lotus (date-plum)
Lineage: Eukaryota; Viridiplantae; Streptophyta; Magnoliopsida; Ericales; Ebenaceae
Product: beta-hexosaminidase 3
Exons: 15
Coding region: 488-2083 (531 amino acids)
Biological process (GO): glycosaminoglycan metabolic process; carbohydrate metabolic process
Cellular component (GO): membrane
Molecular function (GO): beta-N-acetylhexosaminidase activity
Source: RefSeq, a predicted model, not a curated record